Messenger RNA from Arachis stenosperma, 1188 nucleotides. RefSeq lists its product as uncharacterized. Bases 1 to 1188 code for a protein of 395 amino acids. The transcript is spliced from 2 exons. The record is from RefSeq and is a predicted model, not a curated record. NCBI's taxonomy places the organism in Eukaryota, Viridiplantae, Streptophyta, Magnoliopsida, Fabales, Fabaceae. Gene Ontology annotation, molecular function: catalytic activity.
AUGAAGAUCAUGAUGUGGAACAUUAGAGGAGCAGCGAACAAAGGUACCAUUCGCACCCUCAAGGAGUUGCAAAACCAAAAGAAACCUGACCUCACUAUUCUGGUAGAAACCAAAUGUAGCGGAAAUAAAGCAAGAGAGGUGAUUAAGGCAAUGGGAUUCAAUCAUGCCAUAGUCGAAGAAGCUGUCGGUUUUGUUGGAGGGAUCUGGAUCCUCUGGAAGAAUGAUGAUUUCAAAAUCAAAGUUAUGUCAACCCACAAGCAAUUUGUGCAUAUGGAAAUUGAAAACAAUCAACGGAGGAGAUGGAGCCUUAUGGCUGUGUAUGCAAGUCCACAUGAAGCACAAAGAAAAGAAAUGUGGGUGCUUUUGCACAACAUCUCAAGAAACAUGAACUUACCGUGGCUGAUGAUAGGUGAUUUCAACGACAUCGCAGAGCAAAGUGAGAAGAAAGGAGGGGGAAAUGAUACCCAUGCGUGUAGACGUUUCAGAGGCUGGAUUGACAAAUGCAACCUCAUAGACGUAGGCUAUUCUGGAUCAAGAUUCACAUGGAAGGGGGGAAUAAGAGAAGGCCAAGAAAGAGUUAUAAAAGGCUGGAUCGAGCUUUAUGUAACUCAGAGUGACGUACAAAUUUCUCAAAUGCAUUUAUGGAGGUGCUACCAAGAAUACAAUCAGAUCAUCACCCUCUGCUGCUAUACACAAGACCUGAGACUAGCACCCAAGGAGAGAGACCUUUCAGCCUUAAACAAUUUAACUGAAAGUCUGAAAAAAUGGAAUAAUGAAACUUUUGGUAACAUAUUUCGAAAGAAGAGGAGGAUUUUGAAUAUAAUUCAAGGGAUACAAAAAUCUAGGCUUUAUGGUAGGAACAAGUUUCUUGAUGGGCUGGAAAAAGACCUUUCGGAGGAAUUGGAAAAAAUCCUGGAUCAAGAGGAGAUCUUCUGGCUACAAAAAUCCAGACAAAAGUGGCUAGUAGAAGGAGAUAGAAACACUAAAUAUUUUCACACAAAAACUCUAGUGCGAAGAAGGAAGAACAAGAUAGUGAAGCUGAGGAACAAUAAUGGUAUCUGGUGUGAAGAGGUAGAAGCUGUAAAAUCGAUAGUCUCAAAUUUUUUCACUGACCUAUACCGAGAUGAAAGACCAGAGCGCCCCACUAUUCGAUGCAGCUGGCAAUAUAAAAGAUUGGAAGAAGAAUAG